This is a messenger RNA of Danio aesculapii, 3846 nucleotides long. RefSeq names its product TBC1 domain family, member 12a (gene tbc1d12a). Lineage: Eukaryota; Metazoa; Chordata; Actinopteri; Cypriniformes; Danionidae. The record is from RefSeq and is a predicted model, not a curated record. The transcript has 13 exons. The coding region runs from base 278 to 2743 and encodes 821 amino acids.
AAGAGAGACACGCCGACACCACAUUCAAAAUGGCCUCUAUCAGCGACUGCGCUGGACGUGGAUCAAAAUGUGUAUAAACAACACCCAGCAGUGGCGUUACCCCGCAUCCUUAACGCUAAAGGCUUCGGAGACGCGAUGUCAUGAGUGUACCGGACCGGCCGAAUCAGCGGACUACAUAAGAUGAGAGCUUGUUUUGCAGACAGCCCAGCAGAACCGGGGCGCCGCCGCUGCAGCAGGGCUUCAUCCGCCUUUCCGACCCAGCGACACCUCCAGUGAGAUGGAGAGGGUGGAGGAUGCUGGUGAGCCCAAGCUCGCACCGUUUAUCGAUGUCAACGACAACCGGGAGGAGCAUAAAGCACGCGUUUGCGGUUCAGACACAGACGGAGCACGGGAGGGCUCUGUUUACAUUUCGCCAUACGCGUAUCCGGGCGGUGCUGGACAGCAGACUCGUUCUUCAGUGCUGGCGGGGUGCAAGGCCGGGGUAUUAAACGGGUUUCCCGAACAGCUGGAUAUGGUGUGUCCGGAUGGAGAGGAGGGGACGCCGUCAGACACGGGUCGGGUUUCAGGGACUUCAGAGACCGAAGAUAAACCCGACAAGGCGUAUUUAAAUUCCCAACUGAGGUCUGCAGUGUCAUUCACGGGUAAAACCUCCCCAGAUAUGAAGAUGCCUAAUGGAGAUUUGACCCAUGAACACAUGGAUCAUGAUCAAACUCAUUUAAGAUGUUUAAAUUUCGCAGAAGGGUUCAACAGGAAGGCGUCUGCUGCUUUAGACAGGGGUGUAAAAGUGGGCAAUGGAGGGCUGUUGAUUGUGAACAGCUAUGACACCCUCUCUCAAGUCCCUUUUGGAGCCUUAGGUGGCCUUCCUGCUCCAGAACACCCUGUCUUUGUUCAUAAGAUCGAUGGUAUCCUCUCCUCUGGGAGGUCAUGUGAAAGGGUCAGUCAUUCCAGCGCAGAUGAGGCCCAGCCCUGUGACCCGGAUCCAGCAUACACCCUAUCAGAUCUCAGCACCAAGCUGUCCUUGUCACCCCUGGCAGAAAACACCAGCGAUUACACCGAGACAGAGCCUAGUCCGGAGGAGGAUUUCAGCGACACGGGGCCCCCAGUCAGGCCUCAGAACCUCCGGACUAACCCCGGGCACCCAAUCUCCCUCAGCUGUGAUGCCACUCCUCUGAGUCCUGAGGAUGAUGGGUAUUUUGGGGCAGAGGGUAGUGUGGAUGAAUGUCUCGGCUCUGGGAAUACAUUUGAGGGUGGCCGGCGGCAGAGUGCUCCAGACAGAGUGGCCGCUGACCCCGAUGCCUCAUCUGACCAGACGCUUGGCACCAAGAGACAUGGCAUUGCUGAUUUCCUCACCAGGAGUUUGUUUUCCUGGAAGCCCAAAGAAUCAAGGGCAGUGGCUUCCCAGAGUGCUCCAGGAUGGAAGUUGUUUGGGAAAAUUCAACUUCGGGACAAUUCUCUGAAAGACUCCAGAACCAUUCAAGAGGAGUACGAGUCCAGGGCUGGGCCUGCUACAGGACCACCCCUUCACCCUCCACAGAGACGCAAGAAUCUGGAGUUUGAGCCUUUGUCCACCACCGCUCUUAUUCUGGAAGACAGACCUGCAAACCUGCCAGCUAAAUCAGAAGAGGAAUCUCAAAGACACCGGCAGGAGUACAGUGAAAUGGUUGCAGGGGCCAAGAGAAGGGAGAUGAAAGAGGCGCAGAAGAAAAAGCGUCAAAUGAAAGAACGAUACCGUCAGGAGGAGAACAUCGCCAGUGCCAUGGUGAUCUGGAACUCUGAAGUCCUGCCGAACUGGGAGAGCAUGCGUAACACUCGGCGGGUACGAGACCUUUGGUGGCAGGGCGUUCCUCCCAGCGUUCGAGGAAAGGUCUGGUGCCUCGCCAUCGGGAAUGAACUCAACAUCACUCCAGAGCUGUAUGAGAUCUUCCUGUCCAGAGCCAAAGAGAAGUGGAGGAGCUUCAGUGAGACCAGUUCAGUCAGUGAAAAUGAAGAUUGUGGCGUGUCACUGGCCGACCGAGAGUCUAGUCUGGAUUUAAUUAAGCUGGAUAUUUCCAGAACCUUCCCCUCACUCUACAUAUUCCAGAAGGGUGGACCAUAUCAUGAUAUAUUGCACAGUGUGUUGGGGGCCUACACCUGCUAUAGGCCUGACGUAGGCUAUGUUCAGGGGAUGUCCUUCAUUGCUGCUGUUCUCAUUCUGAAUUUGGAGGAAGCCGAUGCCUUCAUUGCCUUUGCCAACCUUCUCAACAAACCAUGCCAGAUGGCCUUCUUCAGAGUGGACCAUGACCUGAUGCUGAAGUAUUUUGCAGCGUUUGAGGUGUUUUUUGAGGAGAACCUUCCCAGACUUUUCCAGCACUUUCAGAACAACAGCUUGACGCCUGACUUUUACCUCAUAGACUGGAUCUUCACUCUGUACAGUAAGUCUUUACCGCUGGAUGUGGCGUGUCGUGUUUGGGAUGUGUUUUGUCGAGACGGAGAGGAGGCUUUAUUCCGGACGGGAUUGGGGAUCCUGCGGUUGUACCAGGAUGUUCUGCUGCAGAUGGAUUUUAUUCAUAGUGCACAGUUUCUUUCCCGGUUGCCUGAAAACACUCCUGCACACACACUUUUCUCCUGCAUCGCAAACACACAGAUGAUCAGCAACAACCGCCGCUGGAACCAGGUUUUCUCCACUCUGAUGAAAGACGGACUUAAAGAAACUGACAAAAUCAGCAACAACAGCAACAGCAACAGUCCAGCCUUAAGAAGCUGAAAACAGCGGCCUCCGAGGAUGUUUAGAGACGUCACUCAGCACUUUGACCCUCAGCAGUGUGUGCCUGACCAGGACAUAUGAGGACUGUCCUGUUUGAAGAAGCUCACGCUGGACCCUGAGUCCUGUGGAGGAGACGUCUCUUCACUAGCUCUCGCCAGCCUGUUUGUGCGUAUGUUUGAGCCUGAGUAUAAGACAAAUGUGAGUCGGGUGACCGUAUAAUGUGCCAACUUUGUCAAUGUUACUUUUGUAAUGUUGUAACUAUGAGAAAACAAACUAAUCUGAAGCGUUUACACACACACACACACAUACACAAACACACACACACACAGAGAGGCCAAACGCUACAUGAUUUGAACACUCCCUGUUAUGAACCAGCGCUAAGCCCUCUGUUAUAAACACACAACAUAAACCUGCAGUAGCCUUUCAUUAGCACAUACCAAAUCUGUCGUUAAUGUGUUUAUGCUGUUUCUCUCCAGUUAGCUGAAUUUAGCUUGUUUGCUAACAUUGAUUGAGUUUUCCUCAGUGUGUGCAAAAACACAUCAAGUGAUAAAUGAACAUAUAGUAAUAUCUUUAGAGCAGUAUUAGCACUCCAGAUUUGAUCACUUAUUUAGAAAUCAACUAUAUUAAAUGAAGUGAAAUAUUACAGAUGGACACAAACUAACCAGCAGCAAACAAGAGAUCAACUUUUGCACCUUCUACACUCCAAAUGAAUGAACCUUGACAUUUCCAGAUUUCUUUUUCAGUUAUUUAAUGUCUUUAUUUUAUUUAUGAAUUAUUUCUCUUGCUUUUUUCUCUCUUUUUUUGUUUACUUCCUCACUGUUGUACAGUUUUCUUACAUAACCGUUGUUAAUGAACAUUUCUGGUGUGAGGGCUGUAGUGUAGAUGUGGAAAAAUCUCAAUAUUGGAGACUUGCCGUCUUCCUGUCUUUAUUCUUUUUUUUAAAUUUUAUUUUAAUUAUGAAAUGUAAUGUUACACAGAAGUCAUUAGAAGGUGCGAACUGAAACAUGGGGUUAGCGUGUAUUUAAGACAGCCAUCCGCAGAUCGUUGGAAAAUGUGUUUUCCGAAGUCUUUGGUUUUAAACAUUAAAUUGAAUGAAAUCCCUA